GCUACUCGCGGUUGAGUCAGCCUUAGUACCUCACUUGCUCUUCUCCCGGUCCCUGAAACUCGGCUGCCAAGAGAGCUGGGGCCACCCUACGAAGGUGUCCCCUCCAUACUGGACCCCUACAGGGCCUGGCCUGACCCCCCGUCUGCCCCCAGGGAGUCAUGUGUGCCCAGCCAGGGCACUGCCCCAGCUGAUGCCCCAGAGCGGCCACCCAUCUCAAGAAGGGCACUGGACCCCACCUCACCCCCUCAUGGAGCAUGAGCCAGAGCCCAAGGCCAAUGAGCUGUUGGACCUCAGCUUCCUGACGGAAGAGGAGCAGGACGCCAUUGCUGAAGUCCUGACGCGAGAUGCCCACCUGCGCCAGCUGGAGGAAGGGCGGGUCAGGAAGCUCCGGGCCUCGCUGGCAGACUCUGGGCAGCUGAAAAUCCUGACCGGGGACUGGUUCCAGGAAGCGCGCGCCCAACGGCACCACCAUGCCCACCUCGGCUCUGACCUUGUCCGAGCCUCUAUCCGCAGGAAGAAGAGCUCCAGGGACCAGGCUCUGGAUAGCACCACCGAGGCUGAGGCUGCGGGGCAAGAGACCGAAGAGGAGUUGGAGCCCGGGCCCCUCAUAGACCAGGCCCCCCAGGAGAAACUCAGUGAGGCUGAGGGACCUGAUUUCCCCUCACCAUAUGUCCCCCCAGAGGCUUCUGGUCAUGAAGAGGAGCCGCAGGCCCAGGAAGCCCCUGGCCCAGGGGACACACAGGUUUACGAGGAGCAGGCGGACCCGGAGCUGGAGCCGCCUUCUGGUGGAGAGGAGGAGCCGAAGCCCCGCCCAUCCCAGAUCCAGGCGAUGUCCGAGAUCCUGGAGAACGGGGAGGAGGCUCCGGAGCCCGGCCCCUCACUCGACCGCAUGCUCAGCAGCAGCUCCUCCGUGUCCAGCCUCAACUCCUCCACGCUGAGCGGCAGCCUGAUGAGCUUGUCAGGGGAGGUGGAGGCGGGUGUGCAGGUGCGCGGCUCCGUGCACUUCUCGCUGCGCUACGAGCCAGCCACCGCCGAGUUGCGGGUACACGUGAUCCAAUGCCAGAACCUCGCCGCCGCGCGGCGCCGCCGCUCGGACCCCUACGUCAAAAGCUACCUCCUCCCGGAUAAGCAGAGCAAACGCAAGACGACUGUGAAGAAACGGAAUCUGAACCCUGUCUUUAACGAGACUCUCCGGUACUCCGUCCCGCAGGCCGAGCUCCCGGGCCGCGUGCUGAGCCUGUCCGUGUGGCACCGCGAAAGCCUGGGUCGCAACCUGUUUCUGGGAGAAGUUGAAGUGCCCCUGGAUACGUGGGACUGGGACUCUGAGGCCAUCUGGCUCCCCCUGCAGCCCCGGGUCCUGCCCUCUCCUGACCACCUUCCCAGCCGUGGGUGGCUCUCUCUGUCCCUCAAGUACGUCCCUGCCGGCUCCGAGGGUGCAGGACUGCCUCCGAGCGGGGAGCUGCACUUCUGGGUGAAGGAAGCUCAGGACCUCCUGCCUCUUCGUUCAGGAUCUCUGGAUACUUACAUACAAUGCUCGGUGCUGCCUGACGACAGCCGGGCCAGCCGCCAACGGACGAGGGUGGUGCGAAGGAGCCUCAGCCCCGUGUUCAACCACACCAUGGUCUAUGAUGGCUUCGGGCCUGCUGACCUGCGCCAGGCCUGUGCGGAGCUCUCCCUCUGGGACCAUGGGGCCCUGGCCAGCCGCCAGCUGGGGGGCACACGCCUCAGCCUGGGCACUGGCAGCAGCUAUGGGCUCCAGGUGCCCUGGAUGGAUUCCACACCUGAGGAGAAGCAGCUGUGGCAGGCGCUCCUGGAGCGACCGUGCGAGUGGGUGGACGGCCUUCUGCCCCUCAGAACCAACCUGGCCCCCAGGACAUAGCUGCCUGACAGGCCUUACCGGACCCCUCUCUGGACCCACAUCUCAGGGCCUGCCCUUGGAGAAAGCCAAUAAAGUCUGUUCUA
Artibeus jamaicensis (Jamaican fruit-eating bat) is the source of this 1962-nucleotide messenger RNA. RefSeq names its product synaptotagmin like 1 (gene SYTL1). Gene Ontology annotation, cellular component: exocytic vesicle; plasma membrane. Bases 191 to 1879 code for a protein of 562 amino acids. The transcript is spliced from 15 exons. Lineage: Eukaryota; Metazoa; Chordata; Mammalia; Chiroptera; Phyllostomidae. Gene Ontology annotation, molecular function: small GTPase binding; neurexin family protein binding. The record is from RefSeq and is a predicted model, not a curated record. Gene Ontology annotation, biological process: exocytosis; intracellular protein transport.